AUGCUCCAAGCUUUUCUGGAUUGGAGGAGCAGAUAUCAGCACUUAAGAUCAUCACCUUAUUAUAACACGGAUCAAAUAUAUGGCACUGCACGUAUGUUUGACCUGGAUCUCUUCCUCCGUACCGUCACCGAAUCCGAAGUGAUACGUUCCUACGUUGUUGGUGCUUCUAUUACUUAUCGACCAGAUCAAGAAGAAUCUGUAUUUUCCGUAGUCCAGCUUCUGCGACCCUCUCUUGCAUAUCUUCAUCUAAAGUGCGCAUUGGACACAAUGUUCCGAAACAGAGCACUCAUAUUUCUUGCCACCUGCUUGGAAGUUGAAAUAUCAGAAAGACAUGACAUCGAUAACCAAACAAGAGAUCUUCAAAAUGUUACGUACAAGGAAUUAAUCCUUUCAUCUUUUGGUUUCCCUGACAUGAAACUACUCGCUCUAUCUGGCGUUCAAGAUUGGGAUUUAUUCAUGAAGAAUAGCCCCCCCCUCGCGAUAGAUCGACCAAAGGCUCUAAAGUCUCUCCGUUACGAGCUCGCGCUUUCCGAGAUUAGUAAUUAUCGGCGGCUCGAAAGUUCUCCUCGCCCAGAUAGAUUCGUUUUAUCAGCGAAAGAAUUCAGCGACGCUCUGUAA
Botrytis fragariae is the source of this 618-nucleotide messenger RNA. RefSeq lists its product as uncharacterized. The record is from RefSeq and is a predicted model, not a curated record. Lineage: Eukaryota; Fungi; Ascomycota; Leotiomycetes; Helotiales; Sclerotiniaceae. The coding region runs from base 1 to 618 and encodes 205 amino acids. The transcript has 2 exons.